AGUACAAAGAGCCGGGAAGGAGGCGGGACUGGAAGAAGAAGAAGCAGCAGCAGCUGGGGGAGAUAAGGGAGACGUACAGUCUGGAAAGGCUCGUCGCCUGGAGGGUGUCAAUGUAGUAUUGCUGUGCUUAGGCUGCCUUGUAGCCUUGCCUCAAGUGACAAAAUGGCAACUUUGAAAUGAAAUCUCCUGUCUGCACUGGGACUUACUUAUGCUGCUAAUGGCAUCGGAAUCUAAGCUCCCUGGACCAACCAAGCCACAGCCAGCCAGUGGGAGAAGGAACCUUCCUCAGGACAAGUCCCUCACAAGUGACGGCGAUGGUGAUGGCUCAUUUGUCUUCGAAGCUGACGACGCCUGGAAAGAAUUUCACAGCUCACUUCUCCAUUUUUAUGAAGUGGGUGAGCUGUGUGAUGUCACUCUUAAGGUUGGUUCGAAGUUGAUUCCUUGCCACAAACUUGUCUUGGCAUGCGUGAUACCCUAUUUCCGUGCUAUGUUCCUUUCUGAUAUGGCGGAGGCGAAACAAACAGUCAUAGAGAUCCGGGACUUUGAUGGCGAUGCCUUUGAAGAUCUGGUGAAGUUUGCUUAUUCAUCCCGAGUGACCCUCACAGUUGAUAACGUCCAGCCACUUCUUUAUGCGGCCUGCAUUCUCCAAGUGGAACUUGUCGCCAAGGCCUGUUGUGAAUACAUGAAACUGCAUUUUCAUCCCUCUAACUGCCUUGCUGUAAGGGCCUUUGCAGAGAGCCACAAUAGAGUAGAUUUGAUGGACAUGGCAGACCGCUUUGCUUGUGACCAUUUUGCUGACGUGGUAGAGUGUGAUGACUUUGUCAGCAUGUCUCCUCAGCAUCUUUAUAAGCUGUUGUCUUCUGAUGAUCUUCAUAUUGAGAAUGAGAAGCAGGUCUACAAUGCAGCCAUAAAGUGGCUUCGUGCCAACCCCCAGCACCAUGAAGCUUGGCUGAAUGAAAUCCUGUCCCAGGUUCGAUUGCCAUUGUUACCCAUUGAAUUUUUGAUGUCUGUUGUGGCCAAAGAGCAGAUAAUAAGAAAGGACUUGAAAUGCAGAGAUUUGCUGGAUGAAGCGAGGAAUUAUCACCUGCACCUAAGUAGCCGGGCUGUCCCCGAUUUCGAAUUUACAAACCGCACUACACCAAGGAAACAGACUGCCGGUGUAUUGUUCUGUGUGGGAGGAAGAGGAGGCUCGGGGGACCCAUUUCGUAGUAUUGAAUGUUACUCUGUAUGCAAGAACAGCUGGUUCUUUGGGCCAGAAAUGAACAGCCGGAGAAGACAUGUGGGUGUUAUCUCUGUUGGAGGAAAGGUAUAUGCAGUUGGUGGCCAUGAUGGCAAUGAACAUUUGGGUAGUAUGGAGGUGUUUGAUCCACUUACAAAUAAAUGGAUGAUAAAGGCAUCAAUGAAUAAAAAAAGGAGAGGGAUUGCAUUGUCAUCUCUUGGUGGCCCAAUAUAUGCCAUUGGUGGGUUGGAUGACAACACAUGCUUCAAUAAUGUAGAGCGCUAUGAUGUGGAAUGUGAUCACUGGACUGCUGUCGCUCCAAUGAAUACACCUCGAGGUGGUGUUGGAUCGGUUGCUCUUAUGAACCAUGUGUAUGCUGUUGGAGGAAAUGAUGGUGUUGCUUCCCUCUCAAGUGUGGAGAAGUAUGACCCCCAUCUGGAUAAAUGGGUGGACAUUAAAGAGAUGGGCCAAAGAAGAGCAGGCACUGGAGUGAGCGAAUUACAUGGAUGUCUAUAUGUUGUAGGUGGAUUUGAUGACAAUGCCCCUCUGAGUUCUGUAGAGAAAUAUGAUCCUCAUACCAACAGAUGGGAGUAUGUUGCAGAACUCACUACACCGAGAGGAGGGGUCGGCAUAGCAGCACUGAUGGGAAAAAUAUAUGCAGUUGGAGGUCAUAAUGGAAAUGCAUAUCUGAACACUGUGGAGUGCUAUGACCCAAUUAUGAACAGGUGGGAGCUGGUUGGCUCUGUGGCUCACUGCAGGGCUGGUGCAGGAGUGUCUGUCUGUUCCUGUCUAUGUACUCAGAUCCGGGACAUUGGUCAUGGUUCAAGCAAUGUGGUGGACUGCAUGUAAAACACUCAGAUUGGAAUUAACAUUUAAUAACUGAUCUCUUUGGAUUCUUUUAAAUCGCUGCUCCAGGCAAUUAGACCUGAGUGACGGCAGACCGAUAUAAAGUAUAGAAAUGUACUUUGGGUUUGGCACAAUGUGAUGAAAUGAAGGUUGCACUGAAGCUACACUUGUGCUUUUGUGACAGUUUGUGUCUGCUACGUGUAGUAACUUGGCAACACCUUUUAACUGUAUUCCUUUUCAAAGUCUUGAUACGUAUGCCUAGGUUUAGCACAUUUUUCACCUAGUAAGUUAUUUUGUUGAAGUGCCAAAUGGUAUUUGCAUACAAAUCUGCACAUUUUCUGAGAAAUAUAUUUUUGUGUCCUGUGUAAAUAAUAUGCAUCGUUUUGAAAUUUAAACAUGUGUAAAUAUAGAAGUCUAUUUAUUAAAUAUUUUUGUUCACUGUGGAAUGGCAUUACACUAGUAGUGAUGUUAGAUUUACAAAAUGAUUCUAAAAUUAAAGUUGUCUUUAUAAAUU
Messenger RNA from Rana temporaria (common frog), 2579 nucleotides. RefSeq names its product kelch like family member 8 (gene KLHL8). Gene Ontology annotation, molecular function: protein binding. Bases 209 to 2068 code for a protein of 619 amino acids. Lineage: Eukaryota; Metazoa; Chordata; Amphibia; Anura; Ranidae. The record is from RefSeq and is a predicted model, not a curated record. The transcript is spliced from 10 exons.